Colletotrichum truncatum is the source of this 1158-nucleotide messenger RNA. RefSeq lists its product as uncharacterized. NCBI's taxonomy places the organism in Eukaryota, Fungi, Ascomycota, Sordariomycetes, Glomerellales, Glomerellaceae. The record is from RefSeq and is a predicted model, not a curated record.
AUGCGAAAUGACACAAUGUCGUCGGCGCAACCAAUGCAGUCAUACACGGACGAAAGUCGUGUGUGUCUGCUGAUUAGUACGACAGUAGCAUUCCUGUCAUUCACAUUCAUAUUUGUGGCAUUGCGAGUUUACGUCCGAGCAGUGGCAUUGAAGAAAUGGGGUGUCGACGAUACCUUUCUUGUCAUAUCAUACGUUCUUACGUUUCUCACUGGGGCGGUAUUUACAAUAUGCACCAGAUAUGGCCUUGGACAGCACAUAUGGAUGGUGCCGGUUGAUAUUCAACAGACGGGCCGCAAGCAACAGGUCAUCACAGGAGCCACGCUGGGAUAUCAUAUCAGCUUUAUCGUAAUCAAGAUGGCUAUCCUCCUUCAGCUCCGCAGGGUGUUCCCGUUGCCAAAUUUCUGUCUGAUAUGCGACAUCAUGUUCGGCUUCAUAUGCUGCUUUGGCAUCGCCGUUGUUGUUUCUUCUAUCGUCAUGGCAGCUCCGACUUGGCAGGGCGAUACAUUCGCAGGGGAAAGAUACGAUCAGGGUACCUGGUGGCUUGGUACGGCAAUUGUUCACUUGAUCACCGAUAUUGUCAUCUUCUUCAUGCCUAUUCCGUUGUUGCGAGGGUUGAGGCUGAAGAAGAUGCAAAAGUUUGCGUUGAUGGUUACCUUUGGGUUUGGGCUCAUAACAACCGCCAUUUCACUGAUCAGAAUCGCGGCCAUCAAACUUGCGUUUUCACGGGAUACCACAUGGUCCGUUAUUCCAUCCUUGGUUUGGUCUAUGGCUGAGCUGUGUUGUGCGGUCAUUUGCGCUUGUAUACCGACUCUCCGGCCCCUAUUGAGAGUUAUGCGCAGAAACAGCGACGAUCAGAAAGUUUGGUCUCGCCCUUAUUCGAACGAAAGCGAUAUUGCGCAGUUUGCUCGGAAACCUCUUAAGGCGACAGCAGUCUCUAGCGAGCAGAGCCUCACAAACCCGAGAUGUUUGGACGUCGAACUUGGGACACAUACGAAAGAGCAGUUUACUAGUGGCGACAUUCUGACCAGAAUAGCUAGCAGUCCUGCACUUACAGCGACUGUAGGAGAGUCAGAUGAUGGGUCAGAAGGACUUGGCCCAGUAGAUGAGGAGGUUGCAACACCACUGAGCCCUCCGCCAAAGGUUUUUGCCAGGGUAUGA